Messenger RNA from Toxotes jaculatrix (banded archerfish), 1996 nucleotides. RefSeq lists its product as uncharacterized. The record is from RefSeq and is a predicted model, not a curated record. The transcript is spliced from 8 exons. NCBI's taxonomy places the organism in Eukaryota, Metazoa, Chordata, Actinopteri, Toxotidae. The coding region runs from base 594 to 1436 and encodes 280 amino acids.
CCGUGACCGACAUGUGGCUGAGAUUGUGAGUCUGGCCGAGGCUACCGGUGGAAAAAAAGUUGUGCUGGAUGUGAGGCUUUUCUCUUUUAAUCACAAGUUGUGUAGUUACACGCUCUUUCGCUGUUCAGUCGACUGAUAAGCCCUUCACAAAAGUUUUCUGAAGUUAACGUUAGCUUUUAGGGAAGUUACGGUCAAAGUUUUAGCGGCGGCUUUGGCCCGAAAACGUCGACGACAAACUUUGAACGACACAACACGAACACAGCCUGUACAGCUCGUUUUCAUUUGUUUUAAUUUACAGGUGUUGUGAACACAGUUGAAAAGAAUGAAGUUCUGGGUUUUAGUAACAUUAAAGGCAGCAAGUUACCAAGCUCUUGGUCACCGUCGCCAGACAUUUGACUGACAAAAAGUAGCUUAAUCGGUGCCUAUAAGCUCCCCAAGUCUUCUUAUAUUUUUUUCCCAUUUUGGAAAAUUAGUACGCCGAAGUAGCUAUUAGCAGUUCCUGUUUGCAGCGUGCUCAUGGAUGUACAGAUGAAUGGUGAAACAGGCCCAGUGGAGUCGAGAGAGAGAACAAAAGGUCUCACAAAUACUGUGUGAUGGAUGUGGAUGUCCUGGAGGAACCAGAGUUAGAUACUGAGGAACAUGGCACCAAGAGGCCUCACAAGGAACCAGUAGGCUCCCUCAGCAAGACGAGACAACAGUCUGUAAUCUCCUUAAGCACAGGUAGUAGUGGAACUGAGCCUUAUGGAGCAUCGUACUCAGGCUUCCCGCCUGUCUAUCCAGUCUUUAUGUCACACAACAGAUGGGGAGAGAGAGGAGGAGGAGAAGAGGAUAUCCAAGACAACCUGUUGCAUUCGUCUUGCACAGCAGGGGGCAGCAUUGAUCAGGCAAGUCCAACCUCUGUGAUAGAGUACUCAGUAUAUCUACACGAUCAGCACAAAAUAGCAGACUGUACCAGGACCAGACCUGUCACCCCUCCUGUCAGUCCAGUAACCCACAGGCCUUGUCCAUUCAUACCUGUUCCUAAUUCAGUGACAACCAUUGGUACCACAGUUAGCCCCUUUGUUAAUCCGGUGAUAUCUAGCACCAUGACUGACACCUGUAGUCCCUUUAGUUCCAUGAGCAGCACCACUGGUUUAGCCUGGGACACUCUCAGAUCCACAUCCAAGAGUCCUGGCUGCUCUGAUAGGGAUCCUGUCAGUGCUGCAGCUCACCUGCACCUCCUGGGGGAGUCUUUGUCCCUGAUUGGACGCCAUCUUCAGGAGACAGAUAAAAUGGUGUGCAUGUCCAGUGGCUUGUCUCUGCUCUUGGACUCUCUGCUGUGCGCCCUGGCUCCUUUAAUCUGCCUCACCAUGCAGAUACCAGAGCUGAGAAGCUGCACACAACACACACUGGCCUCCACUCUGGAAAACAUUGCUUAUGUGAUGCCGGGGCUGUGAGUAAUGAUGAAGACCCCACUGGCCGUACAUAGCCUCCUCUGAUAUGCUGAAACACACUUUAGGUUCGUUUACAUAUAGAAAGAAUCCGUAGAAUAUAAGACUUCUUUUUUUGUUCAAAAAGAGCUUUUCUUCGCACUUUAUUUUUGUGUUAAUUUGAGGUAUGGAAAUUUACUUGAAUGUGUCGGUUUGUGUUAAUUAAAAGAUGUAUUUCAGCUCUGAAAUAUGCAACUUUUCUUCAUUAGAACAGUGGCACAGACAUCUUGUGUCUGUCAUUGUCAUUGACAAGAUCUUCCAAUAAGUCAGUCGUAAUUUAUACCAGUGAAAGUUUUUUUUUGUAUGUGUUUGUGCACCUACAGCUUACCUACACCUACAGAGUGAUUUCCUUUGAUUUGUUAUAAAUUACUCAUUGACCCCUGGUUCAUACUGUAAAUCAUUACUUAUGAAAUGUAACCAUAAGCCAUAUUUUAGUAAUCAUGUCUAUUAUCUGUCUGUAAUUGCUUGAAUUGUCACUAAAUUCAGCUCAUGUGAUUUAAAGAGAUUUUAUAGAUAAUGCAAAAAUC